AUGAAACUGAAGUUUUCUGGUGCAAUAUCGGUAUUGCAAUUACUGAGAUUGGAUGGUCGUGAUGAUAAGAUUCUGAUUCUGAUCUCAUCCACAUUGGGUCCUGCGGCUGUGUGGAGUUUAGCGAUGUCAGCGGAUAAGAGUCACUUCGAAUGGAAACGUUUGUCGGUGCUUGAUGAGACGAAGGGUCACGAUACAGUCGUUUGCUCGACGGCCACGCAAAGCAUGGUCGCUAUCGCUACCUAUGAUGGUUCAAUAUUUGUUUAUCGUCAUGAAGAUCUGCUCACUGAAGAACCGAUCAUUCGUUCAUCGUCACAAAUCGAGAAUCCCGCACCGGCGAUGUCACUGAAAUUUCUCGACGAAGAAUAUUUGACUGUCUUAUCAACGAGCGGAUUGCAUCUUCUGGCCGCUCUCCACACUCCAUCAUCGAGUGUUUUCACGGAUGAUUGA
This is a messenger RNA of Anisakis simplex (herring worm), 447 nucleotides long. NCBI's taxonomy places the organism in Eukaryota, Metazoa, Nematoda, Chromadorea, Rhabditida, Anisakidae. The record is from the annotation of a GenBank genome assembly.